Messenger RNA from Cladophialophora carrionii CBS 160.54, 1053 nucleotides. Its product is annotated as ribokinase. The transcript has a single exon. The record is from RefSeq and is a predicted model, not a curated record. Bases 1 to 1053 code for a protein of 350 amino acids. NCBI's taxonomy places the organism in Eukaryota, Fungi, Ascomycota, Eurotiomycetes, Chaetothyriales, Herpotrichiellaceae. Gene Ontology annotation, biological process: D-ribose metabolic process. Gene Ontology annotation, molecular function: ribokinase activity.
AUGGCUGGAAAACCGAAGAUUUGCAUCAUUGGUUCGUUGAACAUCGAUUUCGUGACCUCAACACCCCGGAUACCUGGGCCUGGAGAGACUCUCACUGCGACAUCCAUGACAGUGCAUCCUGGUGGCAAGGGUGCAAACCAAGCUGUUGCGUGUGGGAAGGCUGCAUUCACUGCACCAGGCUCUCAAGAUGUUGCUGUUGAGAUGUUCGGGGCGGUGGGAGCAGAUGACCCAUACUAUUCCUCUUUGCUCAAACCGACGCUGGAGAAGAGUGGCGUCAGUACUGCUGGUAUUGAACAGGUAGUUGGAACUGGGGGUCAAACGGGUACGGCUACAAUACUGGUCGAUGAAGGGUCGAGCGGAGAAAACAGGAUCCUGGUCGUUCCGGGAGCCAAUGCUACAGUCACGGAUGCCAAAGCGGUACGCGACGCCGUGAUGGAGCACCAAGUACCGGACGUCGUGGUUAUGCAAGGGGAGAUACCUCGGAAGACUGUGCUAGAAUUGCUCGAGAUGUUUAAUUCAAGCGACCUCCAGACUUGCGUGGUCUUCAACCCGGCGCCAAUGUUUCCAGAUGGUAUCACACUCGAAGCACUCAAAAGCCUUGCCGUGCUGGUUGUCAACGAGACGGAGUGCCGUCAACUCUUCGCCUCAAGCAAGGGGCUUGACAGCGGUAAAGUCUCUGGCGACGAAGACGAGUCCAUGGAUGUCGCCGAACUGGAACAGCUGACGACCUCUCUCCAUGAAAAAGCCAAGAUCAGUAUCAUUCUUGUGACGCUUGGUGCUCGCGGUGCCUAUUUCUCACACUCUACUGGGACAGCAGGUGUUAAGGAUAAGGGGCUGAUCUCGGCUGCGAAAGUGGAUAGAGUUGUCGACACAACAGCGGCUGGUGAUUCUUUUGUGGGAUAUUUUGCAUCGGCACUUGCACGACAUCUUGCGCAUACAACGAGCCUAGACGAUUUCAAUGUCAAGCAGGCGGCCACGAACGCGAACCAGGCCGCAGCCAAGUGUGUACAGAGGAGGGGAGCAAUGGAGAGUAUACCAUGGGGCUACGAGUAG